Messenger RNA from Tilletiopsis washingtonensis, 1052 nucleotides. RefSeq lists its product as hypothetical. The transcript has a single exon. The record is from RefSeq and is a predicted model, not a curated record. The coding region runs from base 276 to 932 and encodes 218 amino acids. Lineage: Eukaryota; Fungi; Basidiomycota; Exobasidiomycetes; Entylomatales.
UCCCGCUCGGCGUGCCUGCGCGCCUGCAUGCAUCUGUCGUGCACCCUGCACACGCUCCCAUCGUGCGUCACCGACAGCGGGCACGGCGCACCCCACACGGCGCCCUGCUCCGCCUGCCGCGCGAGACCUGGACAGGCCUCUCUCUCUCGCAGCAGCAGCGUCCGCGAUGCUUCACUCGGGCCCGCAAGGUGUGGCGCGGACGGCAGCAGGCAACGUCUGCCAUCGCAGCGACGUCGUAGAGCGUGCUCCACACGCGUCGAGCCGCAUGCAGCACCAUGACGCGCACGCGCAGCGAGGCGUGGCAGCCGCACCGUGCAGCCGCAGGUGCAGAGCCGCAGGCCAGCAUGCAGCAGUGCGCUGCCGUCCAGCGUGGAGAGCCUCCGAGCUGCGCGGUGGGAGGCGUCCCUCGACGCACACAUGCUUCCACGGCGACGGCGAGCAGACAGAAGGUCGCUGCGGCAGUGUCUGCCGGCGCGGGCGGCGCACCUCCUGAGCGCCGGCAGCGGCGCCCGGAAGGCAGCCGCCUACCGGCCCGGCGGUCCGCCGCUUCCGCACGCUCCCGCUCCCCCACGCUUCCGCCGCCGCCGGGCCGUUGGCGCGGAGCCCGUUCCUGCAGCAGGGCAGCAUCCAUGCGCCGGCCGCGCGACCCGACGAAGCGGCGCCGGCGCCGCACAUCAUCAGCUCGCCUCGAUAUGCGAGAUGCGACAAGCACCCAUGGCCGGCAGGCAGCUCUGCCUCGGCGUCGGUGGGCGAUCAAGACGCACACGCACGGCGCUUCCCACGGCGUGCGGCGAUCUCCCGCCGGCGCCAAGACGCAUGACAGCCGCGCCAACAGGACCCUGCGCCGCGUCGCGCCGCCGCAGACAGCACAGAGAGAAGGAGUGGCAAUGGCGAGGCGUCGCGGUGGCCGGCACCGGCGCGCCAGGGAUUAACAAGAGGCGUGUUGGGGGAGGAGUGGGACAGCUGUGGUGGGCGUGAUGGCAGGUGGCCCUCACACGGGCACGGCGCCGGCUCGCAUGCGCUCGACGCCCAUCAGCAGGCGCCGCUGCGCG